CUCGACUUCAACAUGGCCAAGCGCACUAAGAAGGUCGGUAUUACCGGAAAGUACGGUACCCGUUAUGGUGCCUCUCUCAGAAAGCAGGUGAAGAAGAUGGAAAUCACCCAGCACGCCAAGUACACCUGUACCUUCUGCGGUAAGGAUGCUGUCAAGCGUACUGCUGUCGGUAUCUGGAAGUGCAAGGGCUGCAAGAAGACCAUGGCUGGUGGUGCUUACACCGUCUCAACCACUGCUGCUGCCACUGUGCGUUCGACCGUCCGUCGUCUCCGUGAAUUGGCUGAGAUCUAAAAAAUGAAAACACUACGCCUCACCUCAAUAAAAUCAACCUUUAUUAUGGAAUGCAAAAAAUAUAACAUACAGACCAAUACACAUAUUAUGCAUAUAUAUAUAUAGAUGUAUACCG
Messenger RNA from Phycomyces blakesleeanus NRRL 1555(-), 406 nucleotides. RefSeq lists its product as hypothetical. Gene Ontology annotation, molecular function: structural constituent of ribosome. The record is from RefSeq and is a predicted model, not a curated record. Bases 13 to 291 code for a protein of 92 amino acids. The transcript is spliced from 3 exons. Gene Ontology annotation, biological process: translation. NCBI's taxonomy places the organism in Eukaryota, Fungi, Mucoromycota, Mucoromycetes, Mucorales, Phycomycetaceae. Gene Ontology annotation, cellular component: ribosome.